AUGUCUUAUCUGGGAUUAAUAUCUGGUGCUUCUAAUGUGUACAAUCCAGAAAUUAUACAUGAGCAAGCUCAUCCUUCGUUUUUUUGUAUCAUUUGUUUUUUUCUUUCUUUCCAACAUUAUAUUCUUUUCCUUGUUUCUUUUUUAUCUGCUUUGAUUUAUUCCUUUAUUUUCUUUUACUUUGCUCGUUCCUUUUUGCAUUCGUUGACUCUUUCAUUAUCUCUAUUUUAUAUAAGAUUCUUUUCUCUUCGUCUACUUUUUCACUCUAACUUAAUUUUCAAUAUUUUCUUUCAUUUUUCAUUAUCUCUUUCGCACUCGGGUCCCAUAUUUUUCUCUGUCUUGUCUUUCAACGUUCUUUUUUCAUUCUUUUUUUUUUUUUUUGAAUUAGCUUUUAUUUUUCUCACUCUAUCGUUUCUCUAUAGCUUUUCUUUUAAUUAUCUUAAUUUCUUUCUGUCUUCUAUUUUUUCCGUCUUCUCUUUCAACGUUAUUUUCCUUCUUUCUUUGCUUAACUAUCUUCUUCUUUAUCAUUUCGUUUAUCAUUCUUUUUUUUAUUUUUCCUUUUUUAAUUAUCUCCCUUUUUAUCAUAACUCUACUAAAUAUUUUUUUCUUUUUUUUAUUCGUUUACCUGUAUCUUUCGCAACUGAUAUUUUUCUCUCAUUUAUUGCCUUUCUUUAUCUAUCUAUCUAUCUAUCUUUUUCUCUAGAAUGCUACUUUUUCGUUAAGUAUUUGUCCGUCAUUUUUUUUCCAUUUAUCGCAUCACAUGUUUUCUCUAAUGGGUUCUGCUUCAUUUUUUCUCUCUUGCACAUUGUUUUCUUUCAUUUCAAUUUUUAUUCCUCAUUUUGUUUCGACGCUUCCUUUAUUUCUACCUAUCUCUCCUUAAUCUAUCUAUCGAUCUAUCUAUCUAUCUAUCUAUCUAUCUAUCUAUCUAUCUAG
This is a messenger RNA of Acanthosepion pharaonis, 930 nucleotides long. Lineage: Eukaryota; Metazoa; Mollusca; Cephalopoda; Sepiida; Sepiidae. The record is from the annotation of a GenBank genome assembly.